CCGGGCCUUCACCUCUGGUUCCGCAAGGCAGAGAGCAGGGAGGGGCUCCUCGCCCAAAUGGGGAAAGGGCCACCACCAGCGAGCGGCGUCCGGGGUCAGCGACCUAGAACCUGGUUGGGGCGGCCUUCCAGAGGAUGAGCGUGCUUCACCCCCAGGGGAGCUGUGUGUGUGGGUUUCUCACUUCUGCCUUCUUUCUCCUGGGCUGCUGGGGACGCUCCGAUUUCCAGCAGCGGUUUCUUCAGGCUUUGAAGCCGGAGGAAGUGACUUCCUACUUUGGCCCUGAUGGUUCCCUAAAAGGACCUUUACACUCAGCCCUGCCUCCUCCCUCUCCAGGACGUCCUCCUUCCCCUCGACUCCGCAGACAGGCUGUGGGAAGCGUCCUGCAUCUGGAGCUGCUGGUGGCCGUGGGCCCCGAUGUCUACCAGGCCCACCAGGAGGACACAGAGCGCUAUGUGCUCACCAAUCUUAACAUGGUGAGCACUCCUGGGGGAACGGGCUCCGGACAGUGCCGACCACGAACAGGGCUCCAGGAUCCAGGGGCUCUGCUGUCCCGGGAGCCUCUGGACACAGCGCCCCACACCCUGGACUUGUGAUGCAACGUCAGAGUGCUGGCUUAUCUGGUAGUGUGAACUCGGUGCAUUGAACUUAGUGUAAACCUGAGGCUGGGGUAAUGCUUGGGGCUCAGGGCCCUAGGGGAGGGAAGGGGCAUGGUCUGACCUCCGUCUCCUCCAUGUGGAAUGGGGGUGGUGAAGUCCAGGAACACCUUUGACUCCUUAGUGCACCCCACAGCCUCUUGCUGCUUUGGUCCCUUCUCUUGGGAGACCCUUACAUCUGGCCUCUGCCCCAAAGUCCAUUCAAUCCAUGGGAACUGGGCAGCAGAGCCUCAGCAAACCACAGGGUUGCCCCUCACUGGCUUCCCUCAGCUGCCUUCCCUGCAGGCAGCCCCUAGGUCUGCUGGCAUCCCCCUUGGCUUCUAGUGGUAAAGGUGGGGCAGAAAGCAUGACUCCCACUAAUCAGCUCAGAAGGAUAAUCAGCAGAGAAACAGGUGUUUUAACAACGUAAUGAUCACGUUCAAUCUAAUGGACCAUAUGAAACCCUGUGCCCAUCAACUAGAGAAUUCACAGAUGCAAUACACACAAAAUGACUUUGUUCUAGGCAGUUGGGAAAUUUCCACAACAUCAGGAGAUUGACACCACAUUGGUGGCAGCAGGACCAGCAUUGUCCUCUUGUAAAUUGGCCCUGGAGUGGGGGCAGCCCCCCAGGAGUGCAGGGUACUCAGCACCAUUUUGUCCCCAGCCUCAGGUACACCUAUUUUGGACAAAAGAAAAAGUUCGCCCAGUCUCAGAGGCAGGUCAUCCGACCCCUCCCUGUCCCCAUGGGCCCAAGGCUACACCCACGUGCUCCUGCUCCCUUGCAGACCUGGUCCAAGUCCAGAACAAGCCUGCUUAGGUUUCCACCUGGAAGCCUCAGAGGUGGAAAAUAUUUCCUCCAUCAUCACUUGAAAGCUAUUGUUUUCAAGUUUUUGGGGUCCCCCACCUCUAAUAUGCUGAAAUGCCAUAGUCAUUUGAUGUGUUUUACAAGAACCUAAGACAGUGGUAGAUAUGGGACUGGCUUCUGCCCAGAUGGGGUCCAGUGGUCAUGGUCACUGUCAUGGUCGGUGCCCGCCUGUUGCCAGCCACAUUGCUCCUAAGUCUGCCAGCGACCAUGGCAGGCUUUACCUCUGUGUUACAGAUGAGGAAACUGAGGCUCCGAGGUUAGCUAACAGGAUUCUGAACAGACAGGUAGCAAGAUGGGGGCCUUGGGUUCAGACUCAGGUCAGCUGAGGCCGGUGAGAGCCAGGUUUUCUCUCCUGAGUGCCAUGCCUGAUUCAGAGGACAGCUGGUACAAGCGGCUGCAGCACAGGUCAGCCACCAUCUUGGCAGAACCUGGAGCCUGACUGUUGGGGAGCCGUCUCACUGGGGUGUCCGGAAAAGGGUUCCAGGGAGAGCAGGAGGACGUCACGCCUCCUCGUGGAGAUGGGCAGAUUAAGCAAGCAGAGGUGGAGAGAGGUAUUUCAGGCAGGUGGGUGGAGAUGGGAAAGGACAGGGCGAAUCGGCACAAGAGGAGCAGUGUUUGAAUGGAACGUUCUGGACUAAUGACAGUUGCAUCCCUUUGUCUCAGGGUCUGUUUCCUAAUGUGUGGGUCGGCCCUUCUGAGCCAUAAGCAAAGGGACCAUAUCUACACGGCGGGCUU
Molecule: messenger RNA, 2232 nt
Organism: Manis javanica (Malayan pangolin)
Lineage: Eukaryota; Metazoa; Chordata; Mammalia; Pholidota; Manidae
Source: RefSeq, a predicted model, not a curated record